AUGCCGUUCCUUCUCUUCUUUAAUUCCCUCUCGUUCCUUUCCUUUUAUACUAUUCUUUCCCUUUCUUUUAUUCUUUUUAGAUCCUUUCCUUUUAUUCUAUUCUUUUCUUUCAAUUUAAUCCUUCUAGUUCCUUCCUUUUCAUUAUAUUCUAUCCUUUCCUAUUAUUUUCUCAAUUGCAAGUGUUUUUAUUCUAUUCUUUCUUGUCUUCUAUUCUUUCCUUUCUCGUUAUUCUCCCUAGUUCCUUUCAAUUCAUUCUAUUCUUUUCUUUUAUUCCCUCUAGUUCCUUUCAUUUUAUUCUAUUUUUUUCCUUUACUUUUAUUCCGUCUAGUGCCUUUCUUUUGUGUGCAUUCCUUUUAUUCUCUUAUUGCCAGUGUUUUUUUUUUUUUUUCUCAUCUUUCCUUUUCUUUUAUUCCCUCAUCAUCUUAUACUUGUAUUCUAUUCUUUCCUUUCCGUUCCUUUCCUUUUAUUCUAUUUUACUUUUACUUUAUUCCCUCUGGUUCCUUUCCUUUGAUUCUUUUAUUCUUUUUUCUCCUCGUGUGUUUUUAUUUUUAUUCCCCAUUCUCGUUCCUUUCUUUUUUAUUUAUUCUUUUCCCUCCUUUUUUAUUCUAUCAUUUUUCCUAUCAUUUUCUUUAUUAUUAUUUCCUUUUCUUUUAUUCCCUCGGGUUCCUUUUCCUUUAUUCUAUUCUUUCCUUUUAUUUUAUUCCUUCGAGUUCCUUUCUUUUUAUUCCUUUUUUUUCCUUUUCUUUAUUUCCCCGUAGUUCCUUUCCUUUUAUUUUCCUUUUUUUUCUCUUAUUCCCUCUAGGUCAUUUCUUUUCAUUCUCUUCUUUCCUUUCUUUUUAUUCUCUCAAUUUCCUGUGUUUUCAUUCUAUUCUUUACCUUUUCUUUUAUUCUAUUUUUCCUGUACUUCAAUUCUCUUUAAAUUCUUUCCUCCUAUUGCAUUCUUUAAUUUUCAUUGUCAUUUUAUCAACCACGCUUCUUUUUAUCUUUCAACUAUAUCUUUCACUCUCUUUCAUUCAAUCUGACUUUUUUCUUUCAGUUCUUUUUUCUUUUCAUUCGUUUCAUCUUCUCUUACUCCCUCUUUUUUCAAUUUUACAUAUUAUCUUUCAAUUCUCUCAUUUCUGUUUUAGUCUUACUUUUUUUUCUUUCAACUCUCCUUCUCUCUCUUUCUUUCAGCCCUUCUUUUUUACUUCAACUAUUUUUCAAUCUCUUGCUCUCAUAUUCUUUCUAUAUCACUUUCAAGUUUUUUCUAUUAACCUCCCUUUCUUUCAAUCUUACUUUUACACUGUUUUCUUUCUCUCACUCUCCCCCCUCUCUCUUUCUUUGUGUUUCUUCUUUUUCAGUCCUCCUUUGUGUAAUACGAAUUUAUUAAAUUUCUGCCACUCAUUCCUCUAUCGAAUUACACAUCAUUGUAGAGGCUAA
Messenger RNA from Acanthosepion pharaonis, 1419 nucleotides. NCBI's taxonomy places the organism in Eukaryota, Metazoa, Mollusca, Cephalopoda, Sepiida, Sepiidae. The record is from the annotation of a GenBank genome assembly.